Molecule: messenger RNA, 1106 nt
Organism: Drosophila subobscura
Lineage: Eukaryota; Metazoa; Arthropoda; Insecta; Diptera; Drosophilidae
Product: estradiol 17-beta-dehydrogenase 11
Exons: 5
Coding region: 57-1019 (320 amino acids)
Cellular component (GO): lipid droplet
Molecular function (GO): oxidoreductase activity, acting on the CH-OH group of donors, NAD or NADP as acceptor
Source: RefSeq, a predicted model, not a curated record
AAUUGUUUUCGCAACUCUCCCGGCCCGGUCGUCGCUCUCCAGCUCAGCUAAGGAAAAUGUCUAUGGCAAAGACUCUGGUGAAGCUGCAAGCGCUUGCCGGUGUGGCAAUCCUGGCCGCAUUCUCCCCGCUCCUGGUGGCAGCGGCGCUGCUUUGGAAGCUUUUCGGCAAACUGUUCUGCCUCAGCUCCUCUCCCAAGAGCAUCGUGGGCGAGGUGGCUGUGGUCACUGGUGCUGGCCAUGGCUUGGGACGCGCCAUAGCUCUGGAACUGGCGGACAAGGGCUGCCAUGUGGCCGUUGUGGACAUCAACAUGACAGGAGCCGAGAGCACUGUAAAGCAGAUCCAGGAAAAGGCAAAGGUUCGCGCCAAGGCCUACAAGGCCGAUGUAAGCAAUUACCUGGAACUUGUUCAGCUGAACAGAGAUGUUGUUACCGAUCUAGGCCCAGUAACGGUGCUUAUUAACAAUGCAGGAAUCCUGCUGCACCGCAACUCUGUGGACCCGGAACCGGCUGAAGUGCAGCAAAUGAUAAAUGUCAACCUAGCGGCGCACUUUUGGACCAGAAUGGUUUUUCUGCCCACCAUGAAAGCGAUGCGGAGAGGCUACCUGCUGACCAUCAGUUCCCUAGCAGGACUGUUUCCACUGCCCUACAACACCACCUAUACGGCCACCAAGGCCGGCACGACGGCUCACAUGCGGGCUCUGCGCAUGGAGCUGGCUCUAGAGCAGCUGAAGGACAUUCAUGUGUGCACGGCAAUGCCGACCUUCCUGGAGGCCAACGAGGAGGUGACGCACCUCUCCAACGAGAUCAAGAUCUCCAAUUUGUAUCCUCUGAUCAGCGCUAAGGAAGCUGCCCACCGUAUCGUGGAUGGAAUGCUCAGAGGGGAGCGGGAGAUAAUGCUUCCCGGACUGGCCGCUCUCUUGUACCGUCUAAUGAGCCUGCUGCCCGUCAGCUGGCAGGAUCGAGCGAUGGUCCUUGCUUCUGGCAGUAGGUUCAAGCAGUUCUGCGCGCUGCGAAACUGAGGAGAGUUCACGCUCAACUUGGAGCUGUAAAUAGGUGUAAAAAUGUACAGGUGGCAGUGGAUAGAUUUUGAUUUUAAACCGAUUAAA